UCGUUGACCGGCGGACAUUGAAUCAUCGACGAAGAAGGCGGCGAUAACGGCCCCGAGCCCGCCUGGCUGACGCAGUUAUUCGGCAUCUGGCGCGGCGGAGUAAUAGUUAACUGCGCCGGACUUUGCGCUUCGUGCUCGCUGCUAUACAAGGUUUGUGUUUGUAGUGCAGAUUACAGAUGUUGCCUCGUGCGCGCCGCUGUCUAGUUCCUCGAGGAUGAGCGUUUUCUGACCUAAAGCAGGCUUGUAAGAAAAGUGCUUGUAUAGAAAUGGCGGACGUGGUCGUGAAGAGGUUCGUGCAGAUGUGUAAUUAUCUCCAGGACCCCCGCCAUGUAGCCAGGUUUCAACAUCUCUGCGGGGUCAGGGGGACGUUUCCGGAGAAACGGACCAAGCCGGACAGAGGAAGUCCGGACUCGGACCGUCCCGGACUGAGGAGGAGGAACCAAAGCUCAGAUGAAGGAGUUGGGUCCGGAGCCGGAGAAGAUGCCGCCGUGCAGCAGGUUAACGGUCUGCAGGGCGCCGAGCCCGGCAAGCCGGGUGCCCUGUCAGAGGGAACCUCCAGCAGAGCCAAGCCCCUCCGGAGGAACUCCCUGACCGGGGAUGUGGGUCAGGAGUUCCUGAUCCACAACAAGAUCCUCUUCUACCUGUUCACGUUUGGGACCGAGCUGGGCAACGAGAUGUUCUUCAUCAUCUUCUUCCCCUUCCUCCUGUGGAACAUUGAUGCCCUGGUGAGCAGGAGGCUCAUCGUGGUAUGGGCCUGGAACCUGUUUGUGGGACAGUCCACCAAAGACAUGGUCCGCUGGUCUCGGCCGGCUUCCCCGCCUGUGGUGAAGGUGGAGGUCUUCUACAACACGGAGUACAGCAUGCCCUCCACUCACGCCAUGACGGGGACGGCCAUCCCCUUCUGCCUCUUCAUGCUGACCUACGGCCGAUGGCAGUACCCCUUCCUGUUGGGCUUCAGCGUGGCUCUGAGCUGGAGCGUCUUAGUCUGCGUGAGCCGAGUCUACAUGGGCAUGCACUCUAUUCUGGAAGUAAUCACUGGCUUCCUGUACAGCCUUCUGGUUCUUGCCUUCUUCUGUCCGCUCUUGCACAAGAUUGACAGCUACUACAUGAUGGGACAGUAUUCGCCGCUUGUGGUUCUCGUGUCGCACGUCAGCCUGGGACUCGUGGCCUUCUCUCUGGAUUCGUGGAGCACCUCUCGGGGCGACACAGCUCAAGCUCUGGGCACGGCGGCGGGUGCUGCGCUGGCCUCCCACAUGAACUAUCAGCUGGGUCUGCUGCAAGACCCGCCGCUGUCCUCACUUCCUCUGACUCUGCCGGCCCUCAGUGCUGGCUUGGUGCUGCGCUCCCUGCUGCGUUUCCUCAUCGGAGUCGCCGUCCUCCUCCUCACCAGAAUGAUGAUGAAGGCGGUGACCAUUCCUUUCCUGUGCCGGCUGUUUGGGUUUCCGGCGGACGAGGUCAGACAAGCGCGGCAGCAGAUGAGGGUCGAGCUGCCGUAUCGUUACAUUGUCUACAGCGUGGUGGGCUUCAGUUGUGUCUUCUUUGUGCCUCAGCUCUUUAUCAUCUUCAACCUAGCAUGAAUCAUGUCUUCCUGAAGUGCACUGUGUCUUGGAAACAUGCUACCACUUUUGAUAAACAGACAGUUUAGUUUUUGCAUGAUCACAGUGGAAUCAGACGUUAAACGAGAUGCAUCAAUCUCUGUAUUUUCUUUGCCAAAGCCGGCCCAGUUUCAGAAAACAGUUUGACAACGACUUCUGCACAUACAGAAGUGGUGUUAUGAAUACACUAAAGUAUCAUGUAUUAGUGCAGGACUGAGAACGGCACCAUUCCGAUGUUCUUCUAUGGUUUGUUUUAUCAGCUUGUCUGCAUUGGAAAAGAAGAUUCCAGCUGUAUCAGGAAAGGAAGAAUGUGCAGGAUUUUCAUGUGGAAAAGGCAACAUGGCAGUUAAGGUGUUAUCUGUCCAAGCUUUUGAAAAAAAAAAAAAUCAUGUUUUAUUUACUUCAGGUGCAAAAUAGUAGGAAGGGAAACGUUUAUUUUAAUAGGAAAAAAACGGUCAAACGGACGCUGCAUCUCAGACUCUACAGACCUCAGCCAGCAGGUGAAUCCAACUAAUGCAUGUUUGGAAGCUUCUCAAAAGACACAUUUUACUCUGUAAAGAUGCAUCUUAGCAUUUCUGAAACAUCAAAACCAAACUUAACAGAGAAAGACAAAACCUGGAUCCCAUUGCAGUGAUGUUCUGUGAUUUGUUUUGCACAGACUGGGACCUGGAGAGGUUGCAGUCUCGGAUUUGAGGUUCGCCGUUUAAACCAAAGUAAUGUUUGUGUCAAAUGUGAGGCUCGAUGUGGGUCAAUAGAUCCACUAGUUACCGCAGAGGGUCUGAAAACUAAACUUUUACAAAUACAAAAGCAUUGCUUGAACUUAUCAACGGAACUUUUCUGUUCACCAAAAUAAACUUUUUGGUUAGAUUUCUCUGCUACAAGUAACAGAUUGUAUAACCACUUAUCUUCUUUCAUAUGUAUUAAAACAAUCAGGUGUAUUUUAAAAAAAAUUGGCCUAACAGAUCAGUUAUUUUUGUUUUUGUAUACACUCAGCAUCACUCUGUCUCCUAUCCCACGUUGGCUGCACUCUGAAAUUGUAUUGUGAACAAAGAGAUUUAAGAAAAACAAUUAUAUUUGAUAAAUUGUUGUUUUGCUUUAAUUAUUUUCGUUCUAAAUUGUUGCUAGAGAUAAUAUUUAAACACUGUAAAUGAGUUUUUCUUAUGAACAUUUGUACUCCUGAAAACGUACAAGAUGUCUGUGAUUAUAGUGACUGUGUGAUUUGUGUUUCAGUAUUGAUUAAUAUUAAACUCAGAAUACCCUUUCUCCUUUUUGGGAGGCCAAAAGUUAAAUAAGUCUUUAUCAUUGCUCUGAUUUAUUGUUAUCCUUGUACAAAACAUGACAAAUAUUUUUACUAUUUUUUUUUUCUUCUUGCAAAUAAAUACCACUUGUGUUAUAUCAUAAAAUAACAUCUUUGUUUGAAAUCUCUAUGAAUAACAUUUUUGGAGUCUUAGCUGAAUUGAUAUAUAUUACUAAGAAAAAAAGUUGUUUCAAUUGUUAUGUUAAAUAAAAACACUUAAAAAA
Messenger RNA from Oryzias latipes (Japanese medaka), 3116 nucleotides. Its product is annotated as sphingosine-1-phosphate phosphatase 1. Gene Ontology annotation, cellular component: endoplasmic reticulum membrane. Lineage: Eukaryota; Metazoa; Chordata; Actinopteri; Beloniformes; Adrianichthyidae. Gene Ontology annotation, molecular function: sphingosine-1-phosphate phosphatase activity. The record is from RefSeq and is a predicted model, not a curated record. Gene Ontology annotation, biological process: sphingosine metabolic process.